Molecule: messenger RNA, 2223 nt
Organism: Trichophyton rubrum CBS 118892
Lineage: Eukaryota; Fungi; Ascomycota; Eurotiomycetes; Onygenales; Arthrodermataceae
Exons: 2
Coding region: 1-2223 (740 amino acids)
Biological process (GO): DNA-templated transcription; regulation of DNA-templated transcription
Molecular function (GO): DNA-binding transcription factor activity, RNA polymerase II-specific; zinc ion binding; DNA binding
Source: RefSeq, a predicted model, not a curated record
AUGUCGUCGACAGUGGCGGCGGACCCUGCCCCUCCAACGCUGAAGCCAUAUGCCUGUGUUUUAUGCCAACAGCGAAAAGUCAGAUGUGACCGGCAGAGCCCAUGUUCAGGCUGUCGCAAGUAUGAAGUCAACUGUAUAUAUCGCCCGCCACCAGCACCAAAACGACGCAAGCGACGGUCCCCAGAGGAAACCCUGCUUGCUAGGCUGCGCAAAUAUGAAGAACUCCUCGUAGGAUUAGGAGUGGAUGUGAGCAAUAUCGAUGAACAUAAAUCUGAUAGCCAGCAUGCGGCUCCGGAGGCUCCAGGGUUGACCUACAACUCUGGUAGUGGUAGUAAAACAGACCCUGAUGGAGACCAGGAGGAAGACUUGAAAAACCAGUUUGGCCGCAUGAUAAUCAGGGAUGGCAAGACUCAUCUCCUAGAAAACAGCCUAUGGGUGAAUUUGAGCAGUGAGAUUGGAGAUCCAGAUACGAUUUUGGACGUCGCAGGAGAUAAUGCCAAUAGUAAUGGAGACCCUUUCUUGUCACUUGAAGAUUCCCCUCUCUCGGAUGGUGGAGAAUUCAUUAUUGCUGGGUCCACUGGAGGGUCAGGAAGUCUGCGCGCCCUACAUCCUCAUACGGUACAGAUUUUUAAGCUGUGGCAGAUAUAUAUUGACAACAUGGACCCGGUGACGAAGCUGUGCCAUAAGCCAACAGUCCAGCAGCAGAUAUUGGACGCAACAUCGGACCUGGACAAUAUACCUAAAGAUGUCGAGGCGCUCAUGUUCGGCAUUUAUACAUGUGCGGUUGCUUCUCUGCGGGAAGAUGACUGCAUUUCUCGACUCGGGGAAACACGAGAGGCGCUACUUAGCCGGUUCCAUCUGGGAGCCAAGCGUGCAUUGGUCAGGGCUGAUUUCCUUACCAGCUCGGAUUUGACGGUGUACCGAGCAUUUCUUCUAUACUUGCUUUCCCUAAGAGAAUUCGUAGACGCACAGACGUUAUGGGUGUAUAGUGGUGUAGCUAUGCGAAUAGCACAACGCUUGGGGCUCCAUAGGGAUGGUGCUCGGUUUGGCUUGCCUAUAUUUGAGGUUGAGAUGCGGCGGCGUCUGUGGUGGCCCACUGUAUAUUUUGAUGGCCUCUGCGGAGAAUUAUGCGGCAUGGGCGCAUCCUUAGCCGCUGGUUCGUCUUGGGAUACCAAACUUCCACUCAAUGUUAACGACUCCGAAAUAACGCCCGGCAUGCGCGACCUACCGAUAGAGCACAAGGGAAUAACUGAAAUGAGCUUUUGUCUGGUGCGGUAUGAAGUAGGCCUAUUACUUCGUGACUUAGCCUCCCGGAACACAUUUGACGGGGCCUGGGGAGCAGUGACCGACAAGUCAAUAACAUUGAGUGACCGGCUUAAACGAAUUGAUGCCUUAGAGGCACUUCUCCAGGACAAGUAUAUGCAAUAUUGUGAUACGUCGAUAUCCUUCCAUCUUUUGACCUGGGUAGUCGGCUAUAGCUGCAUCGUAAUGCUGAGAUUCAGAGCACGAUCAUUCUCAAGAGAUGCCCAAAAUUCGCAAGAAGUACGCGACGCUUUGUUCGCCGAUACCCUGCAAAUAAUAGCAAACUACCAUACUUUCCGCCUGACCCCUGGCAUCCAACGAUACUACUGGCAUGUCACUGCAAAUUUCCAGUGGCAUGCAUUCAUCCAUCUACUGAACGAGCUUCAGACACGUACAGAAGGGGAACAGGUCGACAGAGCAUGGGAGGAAGUUGGGAACGUGUAUACUUCUAAACCAGAGCUGUUAUCAGAGGCCAAGAACCCGCUCUAUAUCGCAAUUGGGAACCUCACUCUGAAGGCCUGGGACGCGAGGAAGGCAUCUCUUGCACGAGCGUCGGGUGGUCUUAGCCAGGACACCAUUGUGCCCCCUUGCUUCAUUGAACCCCUUCGAGCUCGGCGAAUGGCAUCUGCUCCUCCAUCAUCGGCGUCGUCACCCCAGGUAGCGACUACCAGUGGGCAAAACAGUGCUCAAACAUAUCCGCCGGCUGGUGGUCAGAACCAGGUUUCAGCGACACCACCCUUAUUUCCGCCUACAAAUAUGGCAGUACCCACGUAUGAGAUGACUAAUGGGUACGGAUUGAUGCCAAACAUGCCUUCCUCCAGUGCUGUACCAUCUUAUGCGCUACCGGAUAACCCCGUUGACUGGUCUCAAUGGGAGACCCUCUUGCAAGGGUCAGCAGCUGAUAUGAACUUUGAGAUGUAA